Messenger RNA from Nematolebias whitei (Rio pearlfish), 354 nucleotides. RefSeq lists its product as uncharacterized. The transcript has 3 exons. The record is from RefSeq and is a predicted model, not a curated record. Lineage: Eukaryota; Metazoa; Chordata; Actinopteri; Cyprinodontiformes; Rivulidae. The coding region runs from base 1 to 354 and encodes 117 amino acids.
AUGGAAAACAGUGUCCCACCUCCAGAGAAUCAGCAGUGUGGACAGAGGAUGAUUUUUACAGGUCCAGAUGGAAUAGGAGACUACAGGCCCAGAUCAAAUUAUUUCCCCCUGUAUGUUGGCGUGGGUGCCACUUCUCCGGGGGCCACAACCGAUCUCAGUUAUUUGUGGCGCGCUGCACCACACAGCCACCCCCCCAUGCCCAGGCGGAGAUACGUGGGUGAGGUGGGCUGGGGGUGGCAGCACAACCAGCUGUUGAACUAUGAUGUGCUGCUCAGCAAUACGCAAAUUAAGAAAACAGAGAUACGGGUGGCACUGGAAGACAAAGUCACUCAGAAGUUUCAGAAUCCACAGUAA